GUGAAUAGAACCGCGAGCAACACGAACCCGUUUCUCGCGUCUCCCUCUUAUAUAUUCGCAACAAUCAACACAUACAACCAUGGCAGCUGCAAGAGGAACCGCAAAGGUGCUGCAGAAGCUCGAAAAGUCAGUCAGCGACGGAAACUAUUAUGAGGCCCAUCAGAUGUAUCGCACUGUCGCCAAUCGAUAUGUGAAAGCGCACAACUACAAGGAUGCAAUUGACCUAUUGCACUCGGGGUCUUUGCUCCUUCUCAAGCACAAGCAGACUGGCUCAGGCACAGAUCUGGCAAUAUAUCUCAUCGAGGUCUACAAUCUCGACAAGGUCCCUGUCACUGAAGAGUCGCGAGAUCGUAUUUUCGAUCUUGCCGAUUUGAUGGACAAUGAGAACAGUCAGCGAAAGUCCUUCCUACAGAACGCUAUCAGCUGGUCAGCAAACAACAGCGAGUACAGGAACGGGGACCCUCUUCUUCAGCAUUACAUUGGAUUGAUCUUCUGGAGAGAGAAGGAUUACAACCAAGCAGAGGCACAUUUCCUGGUCGGUACUCAGGAAAGCGCGGAGGCAUUGGGCCAUGUUCUCUUUGAAUGGUCAGAACUGGAGCCUAGUCACGACAAGGGUGCGUAUCUGUUGCGAGGAGUCCUUCAGGAACUGGCCAUGCGCAAUUUGCGAGAUGCCAAUAUCGUUUUCAGGACGUUUAUGGAGAGAUUGCCCCCGACCUAUUUGGCCUCUGAACAAAAGACAUCCGAUGGCUCAAAGACUAUCCAGACGUUUAAGUCUUCGUUGCUGAAUUUGACCCAGCUGCUGCUGCUGGCGUGCGAGACGGGCAACCCAGCGAUUUUCAAGCAGGUCUCAGCAAAGUACAGACCUGCCCUUGCCAUUGACGAGAACUUUGGCGCUUUGAUGACGACGAUUGGGGAGCUCUUCUUUGGUAUCAAGGCGCCCAAGCAGGCCAACAUGUUGGCAGAUUUGAUGAGCAGCCUGUUCUCAGGCCCUCCCUCCUCAGCAUCACGACCAGCUUUGGGUUCAGGAAGCGCACAGCCGCCACAGCCUGCCAUCGAGGAGAUGGACUAGAGCCGUGAAUAGUGGCUUUUGAUACUUUCUUUCCCCUCUCUGAAAUGAGAUUAGCAUGAAGACGCAUCAUGACCAACGGAUGUUGAUUAAAGAGUUCAGAAGGAAGUGCACCAUCCAUAAACCAUCUAUGAAACAGUUGCUUCUUGAUCGGAUUUGUUCCUGGACGAUGUCGUCAGAAUUUCAAUCCGUUAUGGACUCUGCAUCU
Molecule: messenger RNA, 1274 nt
Organism: Gamsiella multidivaricata
Lineage: Eukaryota; Fungi; Mortierellomycota; Mortierellomycetes; Mortierellales; Mortierellaceae
Exons: 6
Coding region: 80-1069 (329 amino acids)
Biological process (GO): protein insertion into ER membrane
Cellular component (GO): cytosol
Molecular function (GO): protein binding
Source: RefSeq, a predicted model, not a curated record